CAGCCAGUUUUGCACUCUUAUUCCGUCGAUAACAACGUUGAUGUUCGUUGGUUGAUGGCUAGCAGUUCAGUUAUAGAUACGCAUGAAGAAAUAUUUAACCAGUAGAUGCAUGCCAACAAUAAGACUCAAAUUAAGUAUUCAGAAUAACAAUGGACUUGAAACAGUACCAAGUUGUAAAGAGUCCACCCACGGUUUACUACAUCCCCGAUUUCAUUACGCCUCAUGAAGAGUCUGUUGUCCUUUCUAUGAUAACCAAAACUCCCAAACCACGGUGGACCCAGCUAUCUCAUCGCAGACUAAUAAAUUAUGGCGGAGUUCCACACCCUAAAGGAAUGAUAGCUGAGGAGAUUCCAGCUUGGCUAAGAACAUUCGUCAAUCGAGUCAACGAUUUAACCGAAGUAUUCGAAGAAGGGAAAAAGGCUAAUCACGUCCUUGUGAACGAGUACCUCGCUGGUCAAGGCAUAAUGCCACAUCUUGACGGACCAUUAUUUUAUCCGACGAUAACUACUAUUUCGUGUGGCUCGCACACUGUUCUCGAGUUUCAUGAGCCUCAUGAGCAAAAUAGUGAAACAAGGCAACGAACAGUCACUAAACUCUUGAUACGACCUAGAAGUUUGCUUAUCAUCAAGGAUGACAUGUAUCAUAAGUAUUUGCAUUCUAUAGCAGAAAUCAAAGAAGAUACAAUAGACGAGAGUGUUGCAAAUUUACCUAAUUUAGCUAAGGAAAACACGGCAGUAAAAAUUGAUGAACAACUAGUAAGAGAAAACCGCAUUUCAUUAACAAUACGGCAUGUACCAAAAACGUCGAAAUUAAAAAUAAAACUUUCUUAA
Messenger RNA from Sabethes cyaneus, 830 nucleotides. Its product is annotated as alpha-ketoglutarate-dependent dioxygenase alkB homolog 6. The record is from RefSeq and is a predicted model, not a curated record. The transcript is spliced from 2 exons. Lineage: Eukaryota; Metazoa; Arthropoda; Insecta; Diptera; Culicidae. Bases 150 to 830 code for a protein of 226 amino acids.